GGUCGAUCGAAGUUUCCUUCACGUUCAAAAUGGCGGAGACGUGUCUUGUGUUUUCUGCGGAAAAAACCACAUUUGAUCCCCAAUCGAAAGGAUGUCUGAUCGUUGGACAACCCCGUCACCUCCAGGCUGUUUCAUAUGACAAUUUUGCCGAAAAGUUGUCGCGAAGAGUUGAUGCUGCGGUAUGAAAAUGCUUUAUUUCCUCAAUUUAAUUCUUUAAUCUCAUUUUCCUGGCCUGGUUUCAUUUUUGUUGAUUAACUAACUAAACGGUAAGCCUCCUUCUGCCCUGUAAACUCGUGAAUAUUGAUCUCUUAAAUUUGGAUCUUAAAAAACAAAUCGGUCUCAAAAACAUUGAAACUUAAAGUUGCUAUGGUUGAAUUUCUACAAGAGUUACAGUUAAGCUCAUGCUUAAAGAAGAGUCACCAAUUUGGUGCAGUCGACCGUCCAUCCUUGGGGGUAACCUUAGAAAAUGCCUUACGCCUACAUUAGAUUAUCUUAAAAACACUUCAAUUCAAUAUUCCACUUAACACCAGUUUACAUUUAGCUGAAAAUUUGCACAUCAGACAAUAAAUAUACAGUACAAGAGGAGAUACCAUGAAGAGGAAAAUUAUCUGGGACAAGUCUCUUUGUUUCUGAUCUAAUUAUUAUUAUUUCUACUUUUUGUAAUACUAAAUUUCCAUCCAUGUAUGGUUUCAGUAAGCAUACUUAAUUUAAGAGGCUGCCGUUGUGGCCAGUGUUACUGUAAACGUCCACCAUUCAGUGGCCCAUCUACCUUUAAACCAAAAAAUUCAUCCGGUUAUACCCCCCCCCCCCCGAAUGUAGGCCCCCCUCUUGUUUAUAUUGAAAUGAAUUCAACUUUUUACAACGUUUUGAAGUUCAAAAAAGAAAAAAGUAUUUUGAUCAGCACCGCUAUGUAGCUUUUUACUUUGAAAUAAAACUUUCGUGAAUUUUUCAGACAUUCAAUCUGGUUCUUCACACCAUGGCUGGGUCAGAUGCUUGUCCAGUUUGGUUGAAUCGUGUGGUUAUUGGUGCAUUACCUGUCACAGCCAGUCGCCAUAAUUCUCCAGCUCAUCCUUAUUUCCUCUACAAGCUUGUGUGUAGUAAUCUUCCCUGUGGUGAUGCCUGUAUUGUGGUAAGACACAGUGAUAUGAGUUUGACCCAUUUCAUUAAUAAUAAUUUUUAUCAUUCAUUUUAAUACAGAAUUGCACCAAAAACAUAAAGCGAGACCUUCCAUGUAAGGGACGGACCAUUAGAAAAGUUGUGGGAGCAGUGGGGAAUUUGCGAGCCGCAGGAAUUUUUUUUUCGUUAUCAAAUUCCUUGUAUGAAAUUUUUUUGGACCAUAGCAUGAAUAUUUUUUAGGGUUCAUUGGCGUGCAUGAAUUUUUUUUCAUUUAAUUUUCCAGAUUGUGCAAAUUUUUUUUUUGUACUUCGAAUGCCCCCCCCCCCCCGAUAAGUUUUCCGAUGGUCCGUCCCUAAAUCAACACCAGACGUGCAAACAUCCCCUCCAAAAAGGAAAUAAGAGGGGCAGAGUACUUUUUUGCGUGGAUCCCUUCUGGAUAAAUUAGUGGAUAGUGUAAUAGAUUGGUUUCCCUAAUACUUAUGUGCUCGAUAUUAAUUUAUCUGAUUUAUAGCACUAUAAUUUCAAGCCUUGAAAAACUGGUCUCAGCAGUGCAUUGUCGUGACUAAUCUGUAGGGAGUCUACCCUGGGGAUAGAGAUAACUGGCCAUUUUUGAAAAGUUAGUGGUUGUUAUGGGGAGGUAGAGGACUGGUGUAAUGAGAGUCCAAUUUGCGGGAUAUGGUUGUAACAAUUGUGAUUGGCAGGUUUAUUAUAUAGUAAUCCAAAACCAAAUGCUCAGAGGAAAAUAAUUUAUUGUUUAUUGUUAAUGUAAAGCAAGGAAGUUACUUUGAGUUUAACUACAUCAGUUGUCAACACAUUUAUUAUUCCCUUCUGAAUGGCUGUUAUGGAGAGAGGUUACUAAUAUUUUUGACAGUUGGGACAACACAUUGUUAAUCAUACGUUAAUGUCAGUUGUAGAGAGAUUUUCAUAGAGAGUUUAAAAUGAGGGUGAAUGGUGGAAUUUUUUCCAGUAGGGACACAAAAAAUGUGGUUUGUGAGGUUGGUAGUAGGAUUUUGCUUUGGUGAUUUUGCUGGCUCCCAGAUUUUCUGGAGAACACUGGUGUAGAGGUCCUCCUAGAUGUAUAAUUCAGUCUUUUUCAUAAGUAAUAAAAAUUAAAACUAGUACAUCCAAACAAAUACCAUCUUCCUCCUUCAGGUUGUCUGUGAAAGAAGUGAAGCUUUUGCAUCUGCCUGUGCCAUUGCCAGAGCUUUUCCAACAUAUUCAAGAAAAUCCUCCUGGGCUAAGCUGGCAUCAAAGACAGUAACUGUGGAGUUUGUUUUUGUUGGGAGCAAUGAUUUACCACUCUCGCGUGAAGAUGCUGAAUGCAUGAAUGUGGUUGCUGAUAGUAUUCGUCUCAGUGCGAGGCUGGUGGACAUGCCAUGUCAGGAGAUGCAUACAAGUGCAUUUGUACAGGUGAUAUUCAUGUCUUGAAUGCUCCAAUCUGCGACAAAAUUAUGUGAAACACUCUGCCUUAAAGGGCCGUUGUGACAUUUUGCCGACUUCAAAAGUGAAAAAUUAAGCUUUCCCUCCCCCUGCACCCUCCAAUACUUCAGUGUUGCUGUAUGGGCUACCUGUAAGAAACAACAAACACCCCAACUUUGAAUUGAGGGAAGAGGAGAGGAGUGUGGUUUUUGUUUUCUGAUUUUGAGGGUAGUGACUCAACAAUGUUGUUGCCUAUUGUACUAGUUUUAAACCUUUAGUUGAUCUGUCACUGAUUUUUUAAGAAAGAACAAUUUUGAUCCAGAACUUCUUUUCUUUAGUAUGUGUACAUGUAGCUGUGCAUUAAUUUGAUUCCCUAACAGGUAUUUGGCAAAGUUUGGUGAGGGUUGUCAUGGUCACAUGUAACCAUAGCAACUAAGUAACAAGUAAUGACCAACAAGUGUGUUCCUUUUAAAUUGUAGCAUGAUAUUACACCUAUACUGUUCUCCAACAGCACUUUCUUGUACUGGUUUCCUACAUGUACUUAUAAUAUAAUAUGCCUUGUCAGUAUUAAACUGUGCUCACAUUAUUGUGGGUGUGAGCUCCUCCUAAAAUGUUCUGCAAUUAGUGUAGGAUUUACUGGACCCAAAACCAGUUGUGGAACUGCACAAAUUUUAGGCAUCCCAUUGAUGAACUUUUAACUUAUAGAUAUUUUGAACAACCACAAUUUGCUGUCUGUCCCUUUUGAACACAAUGUUGCCCAGACUGUGCAUUGUAAAGACAUUUCUGCACUUAGAACUAACUCUGUCAUAUCCCCUUUUUAUCCUAAAUUUCAUUAGGAGAUAACUAGUGUUGGUGAGGAGCUAGGAAUUGUUCCUGUUAUCAUUAGAGGCGAAGAACUCAAUGAAAAGGGAUUUGGAGGUAAGUUUGCCCUGCAGAUACUAAGAGGUUAAUUGACAGGAUUUAGUUUACUUGGAAAGAAGUUGAAACAAAAUGUAUUGUCCAGAAAUAUAACCUUCUUAAAUUUAAUCAUCCAAUUUUUCACAUGCACAGUAGAUAUAAACUUUGUUAAAAUGUACCAUAUUGAGCUAGUCACCACAAAGGUCAUUAUACUAUAUAUACAGUACAUGAUUAUACUGUAGCUAGAAUUUGGAUGAAGCUCUUCUCAGCUGUUGUUUGCCAUCUCACUGGAAAGGAAAUUUAAGUUUUUUUUUUCUUUUAUGAGUGCCCUUGACUGAACUAGACUGAACUUACAUGUACUUGCAACACUGCUUUGUAAAUUUAUGUAAAAACCAUGAGGUUGCCGUAAAACUAUUAUUUAUUUUUUCUUAGUCAUGAGAAUACUGAAGGUGUUUUUCAGCAAAGUGCCUGAUAUUUUUUCCAUUUUGAAAUGAGAGUAGAAGUGUCCAAAUUUGAACAUUGGGAGUAAAACAGAGACCAUUUUAACACAUGUUUGGCAAGUGAUGUAGCCUUAAUAGGCCCUUUCACAGAAUACAGCAAUAUGAUAUAAAAAACACCAUGCUUGAUUGCAAACGACAAAGAGGGGCAAGAAAAUCAAAGGGAUUACAUCAUUCCAAAGUAAAAUAUCCUUUCAUUGGGUCAUCUACCAUCCACCAAGGUUUUUUUUUGUACCAUGUGUCCGUAUUCUGCAAAGGGCCCAUCAUCUGAGUUCAAGGUUAACUUUUUUCCCAUCUGUUCAGGUCUUUAUGGAGUUGGAAAAGCUGCUGAGAAUCCACCAGCUCUAGUGGUGUUAAGUCACACACCAGCAUCUGCCACACGGACAAUAGCCUGGGUUGGAAAAGGCAUUGUGUAUGACACUGGCGGGCUAUGCAUCAAAGCUAAGGUUUGUUCUGCUGUAUUGUAUUUUAUGUGUACUUCAGCCAAACAAGAUUAGAACCAUUUCAUCUUAUUCUAAAUCAAUCUGUUAACCCAUUUGCUCCUAGCCUGUUCCAGGCAUUCAGAUAGUGGAGUCACAUCUCUUUGCCCUGUCCUCACGAUCUGAAUGCUUGGAACAGGCUAAUUUGUUCUUGGGAAUUUGCCAAAAAAAUGUGUUUUGAAGCUAUUCAAGCCAUUUUCGGGUCACUUUCUGGUUAUAAAUAGCUUUAACUUUGCACAAAGCCGUCUACAGGUCCUACACUUCACGGCCUUCUUAUCCAGAUGUAAAAUAUUACAUUCCACAGUUGCGGAGUGCGCAGAAAGCACACCGUGCUCAUUCUGGUGUAGUUUGAAAGAUUUCUUCACCCUGCAUAAAGUUGACCUUGAACACUAAAACUAAUCACGUUAAAAGCAAUAGAAGGGACAUGGAUCUCCACUGGUGGUUACAGGCAGUUCAGGGAGGAAUGGAUUAAUAAAUCUCAGAGAGAAAGAUAUCAGGGGUUAAUAGUUAUAGCAGCCAUGUUAAAUGAAUAAGUAAAUAAAUAUAAAUAAAUAAUGACUUAGAGUUAGCUCAUCCACUUAAUUGUUUGGGGAGAGGAGAAAAGUGAAGACUUACAUGGAGAAAAACCUCUCAGAGCAAAGCAGAGAACUAACCACAAACUCAGCCCACGUAGCAUUAACUCCGGGAUUUGAACCUGGGCCACAUUGGUAGGAGCCGAGUGCUUUCACCCCUGUGCCAGCCCUUACUACCAUUGCAGUUUUUGAGGCAGAUCCAACAGUGGGAUUCCUGCAAUCUUGUCGCCUAUAAUUAGUAUUUACAUUUGUAUCAGGGAUGUCACUAAGAUUUCAAGUUGCUGGGUAAAUACAACAAGAGGGCGGGGAACAAAACAGCUAGGGAUUUCAUUUGGUUUUAUUUUUCUUCUAAUGUCCUACAAAAGUAGCCAGGGACCACAUACAUAGUAGAGAGCUUUAGAUUCUUAGACGAGAACGACUACGAGUACGAGAUUUUCUCAAUGCUAAGUAGUGCUCGCGCGUGAGGUAGCGUCAUUUUGGCGGGAAAACGUGGUAGCCGUCGUCAUUCUACUACGAGUUUUAACAAGAGUUUCGUAGUGGCGGGAACAAGUUAUCAAAUGUUAGAAGUUUUAGCAUUUUGCAAUCGGGAGAGGGCUCAUCCUCCUUCAAUAACGAUAAGAGUUUUAACUUUAAACUCUAAAGGUCUCUAGUAGCCAGGGGAAAACCCCAGCUCCCGCCUCUUAAUGACAGCCCUGUGUAUCCUGUUUUGUGAAAAACAAAAAAAGUAACUGUAAACUGUAAACUGUAAACUGUGGACUUUCAGUUCAAAGUAACAUUUUGGCCAAUUAUUAGACACCGUUCAUUACUCAGGGGAAAAUUAAUAAUUAAAUAAUUAUUAGUGGGUUUUACACUGUUGUAUUACGGUGAAAAAACUGAAGCUGGUUUGUAAAAUGAAAUAGAAUCAAAAACGGAAUUUAGUUUUGUAAUAUAUUUGAGUGAAUAUGUUGGAAACCAGCUUGCCUGUUGUCAUGAGAGGGCCAGUUAAGUACAUGUAUUAAGACUAACAUAAUUUAUUGCACAAGUACAUGACUGUUAUAACACUGUCCUCGAGAGAAAAUUCAAGCAACAUUUCAAAUUUCCAGAGGGCCUUAAGCUAAAGUUCCAUCAGGGCUAACACUGAGGGCCGGGAGCCGGGGAUUUAACCUGGCUACUGUCAGACUGACUUCCUAGUUGUUCAAUCCCCAACCUACCUUUUCCUACUACCUUACCUAUACCUGGAAACUUCAAAUCAUAGUGACAGCCCUGCAGGUUUCAUGAAUAUUUCUUUAAGUAAUCCUAUUUUCCCGAAGACUACAUGAGUUUUGUUUUUGGUAGACAUCCAUGCUUGGAAUGAAAAGAGAUUGUGGAGGAGCGGCAGGAAUUCUGGGAGCUUUUAGAGCUGCUGUGAAACAGGUCAGUUUGAAGUCUGUGACAUUAUCAAAACUGCUGUCUCUUCUUUGUAACUCAAGUUUCCAAGUAAAGUGCGUGAGCCUAUGUGGCUUUUGAAACAUGAUGCAUUUGUCGGUUUAUGACAGUUAUAGUGGUCUACGUCAAACCUACUUGUGCUUGGUUAUACAUGCACUCUCCUACCACCAGGGUAGGUUUGUUCUCUUUUCAGGUCUAUAUAAUUAUACUUAGUAAAAAAAACAAGACAAGACAAGACAAUAGUAUUAUAGUAUUAUUAUACUGGCACAUCAAUUAACGUUUUCCAAAUAAUUCACAAUUACAAUACUGAAUACUAGUAAGUGUAAAUGUGGAUGUUUCCUCCCGCACCCCACUCCCAGGAACCCCCCCCCAAAAAAAAACAACAACAACAACAACAACAACCUUUCUCGAUCGUAUGCUGGCAUCCGAGCUUACUGUUUACAUGUUAAUGUAUUGUAAGAGGGCACGCCUGUUGUCCUCCCAUCCACAACUCUUUAUUCAUUCAUUCAUUCAUUCAUUUAUCGUCGGCAAGAUGGCACCUACAUGAUCAAAUAUGAAAACCAAACUAUUCAGUCAGCAGUGACAGCUGUCAGCAUGUAUGGGAAAGGUAUGUUUUGAAAUUCUGUGCUAUGUGUUCUCACAGUUUCUCCCCUGUUCUUUGCCGUUAGGGUUUUAGUGAGAAUCUUCAUGCUUUGUUCUGUAUGGCUGAAAAUGCGGUUGGUUCUCGUUCUACAAGACCUGAUGACAUAUUAACAUUGUAUUCGGGAAAGUAAGUGCUGUUUAUAAAAUGGAAGGUGUUGCCUGUCGACAACGUUUUUCAACCCCUUAACUACUCUCUGACUUUCAGAAGCAACCCUAUUAAUUCUCAAACGGUACCUUUUUUUCUCUCCUAGCACCUCUUAGCGAGUGAGCUUUAGCAUCUGCGAGGGCAAUGGCAGCAAAAACGUCUCACAAAAAGUGAAUUUAUAAGCUCUGCUUCAAACUUUUUCACUCUUAUUACAUCUCGUUCAAUUUGUCAAGUAUUUGCGAAUUUUUGUGGUUUAAUUCUAAAAGUGCUGAAUCUAAGUUUAGAAAAAGAAAAAUUGAAUCGUUUUCUUGUAUUUAAGUUCUUACUAAAACGUGAAAUCAGGACGUUUCACGUCGUAGCCGUGCAAUGACGGCAAAGAAAUGUGCAUUAAAAAACGUACUGCACGCGCAGAGUUGUUGUUUUGCCGAUGAAAACCUACUGCUUUUUUGACGUUCUCGUUUCUGUCACCUUAGUUGUUGCUAAAGCUCUCUAUUAACUCAAAUGAGGAGACUUUGGGUCCUUUAAUUACUUCCCUUUACCGCCCGGUUAGUUAAGUUCAUAGUCUGCUGGUCUGUUGAGCAGGACUUGUAAAUAAACCCCAACCAACCAUAGUCGUAAAAAACCUGAUGAGGUCAUGCUGGCUGCGAUGAAAGGGCUCCUUGUUUCAGUUUAGAGGAUUACGUCACUGGGGUGUGACGUUAAUCCAUCGGCCUUUUUUUCCUCUUUUGAUAUUUCAUUUAAAAGAGGACUUAAACGAACUUGUAGCUUCGAUGAAAAAGAGUUAGGUGGAUUUCCACUGCAUGUCGCGAGUUUUUCGCGCGCACGCGCGUAAAUUUUACGCGCGUAAUUUUAAUUGAAUGUAGAAGCAAUGUUUUGAAGGUCGCGCGUAAACGUAAAAGUUGGGCGAGGCGGUUCAACUUCUACGUUUACGCGCGACGUUCCAUACAUUAGAGAGACUUAGAAUCACGUUAACGGCAAAUGGAAAACGUCUUAACACAGUUCAUUUCCCCUUCUGUAGAACAGUUGAAGUUAAUAAUACAGAUGCUGAAGGACGUCUUGUUCUUGGAGAUGGGGUGAGAUACUGUUUUUUCGCCUUUGAGUUACAGUUACGUUUUGUAACUACCAAGAUGACCAUUUGUCCGGACAAACUUUCAAUUGGCCGGUAAUUUAGUCUGGACAGGUAAAUUAAGCGACCAGGAAAAAAUACAUUUCCACACUAUAACGUGGCAAGAAUGCAAGCAUCUUUUUUUGACUGUAUGUUUUUGUUUGUCAUGUUAGUACGUUUAAGUUAUUAUUAUGUUAUUUUUUUACAUUUUGACCGGUCAGAAGAGAGACGUGACCGAGCUAAAAUUUCUUUGGUUAGUCAACAUGACUUUCAACAGUCCCAAGUUUUUUUUUGAGCCCUGCUUAACAAUUUAAGAAAUUAGGCAGGAAGUUGAGUGUGAAAGAUUUUUUGAAUUUUCAGACUAGUUAACAGAUAUUUACUGCUAAGCUAAUUUGCCGUGUCUGAAGGUUGCUUACGCCAAGAAAGAUCUCAAUGCCGACAUCGUUUUGGACAUGGCCACUCUGACUGGUGCACAGGGUGUGGCCACAGGAAAACAUCACGCAUCCCUUUUAACGAAUGAAGAGGCCUGGGAACCUGCUUGCGCUGCGGCAGGAAAAGCGAGUGGGGAUCUGGUGGUGAGUACUGUGGACAUGAAAACUGCUUUUCUUCCUUUUUCCAAAAGUCCAAGUGCUUAGAGCGAUCAAGGGGUGUGAAAAAACAAUCAAGAAAUCAGUUGGGGCAAGGGUUGCACAGUUGGUUAGUGCGCGACCUUCGGUGCGCGAAGUUUCGAGUUCGAUCCCCGGUGACAUCACAUCCUUGUUUUAACUUCUCUCCUUUCUGUGUAGCUUUGACUAGCUUUAAAUACCCUUAAAACGGAGCAUUGAUGGAGAGAGGUUGGGGGAGGGGGGGAAAUGAACGCACCGUUGACCUCAAGUUUAUCAGCUAUUAAUGUCACGAGUUAUCGACGUAAAAUAAUGUUGCUUUAGCUUUACCUUUAGUUAAAUAACAAACAAAAAUUCCCAGUUGGUCGAAACACGCGGCAGUAAUUUAAUAUAUAUUUACGUAAAACCCCUCCACUGGAGCUAGAAAAUUCAUAGCGCUAUUUUAAAUAAUAAGUAUGUUUUGUAUUUGGUAAGUUCAUAGGGUGUGGCAGAAACUGGGAUCUAAGUCUUAAGUGUCAAUGUAAAGAUGGUGUCGUAGGUCUUACAUUUUCGUGUAACACCCGUUUGUACAACCCUCGCUCACUUUGCCAUUUUGGAUUUUUACAGUUCCCAGUGCCUUACUGCCCGGAACUUCAUUUUUCGGAAUUUUCAAGCGCCUUAGCAGAUAUGAAGAACUCUGUCCAGGUUUGUUCUUGAUGCUCAUAAGCUGUUCUUGAUGUUCAUAAGCUGUUAUUUCUUCUCAUGGUUAGCCCAUAUCGUAUAAGCUUUUGUUUUCAUUCGAGAUACAGCUCACUUUGCUCGCCCUCUGGCCAUGGUAGACUUUCACAUAGUUGAUGCAGCCUUUCCACAAUUAAAAAGGCAACGUUGUCUUAAAGAGGUAGUAACACAAAGAUUUAGUACUCAUUGAAAGUUGAAAGUUGUUAUUUUGACUUGCUUACUUCUAACUUGUUCUAAUAUGGAAGAAUGUAUUGACUUCGUACUCUUGUUGUUUUGGUCCAUUUUAAGCAUCGUUGAGUGUGCCAUUUAUAAUCAUUAUAUCGUAGUUUAGAAAGCCAGGAAAGCUGAAACCUGUCCCUGAAACUAUUAUUGAUUCUUACACCUUUGAACAUUUGUUUUUUUGUUGUUGUUUUUUUUUUUUCAAAAAAAAACUCCAAUUAAAACCGUUUUCUCUUACCUUGCAGAACCGUGAUAACGCUCAAGUCUCUUGUGCUGGUCUCUUUAUUGGUACGUGUACCCAUAGCUGCCGCCCAUAGGAACAGCCUGCGUAGCCAGAUUUUCCGCGCGAAAGUUAAAACGAAAGCAAAAAAAAGGGGAGGACGGGGGAGGGGAGAGGAGAAAAGGACCCCCACCCCCACCUCUUCCUUCCUUUUCUUCUGCCAUUCCAACUUUGUUAACGAACUCGCGCGGUAACAUUUUCUAUGUAGGCUAACUGGGGCACUGUUACUGCUUUUGCAACAAUAAAAGAUACUGACGCUAUGUCUACAAUCUACCGGAUGCCUCAGUCUUGCGCCGGCUCGAAAACCAGCUCCUCUGAAUAAAAACCUCUCGCUUAUUACUGACAUGUUCUGUUAAUUUGUGCACACUUCUCUAGAUCCAAAUUUUCGUUUCACCAAAUUGCGUUUGUAAUUACGUUUGCGUCUAUAUUAAGACGCAAACUUGAAGACGUUGUAUCAACUACAUGUGUAAUCUGUUUUACUUAUCUUUAGGCUCACAUUUAGGAUUUGAUUUCCCCGGAACCUGGCUUCAUGUUGACAUGGCGGCUCCAGCUCAUGUGGUAAGAAAAAAGCAUUGCAGUGUCAGGCAAAAACCUAAAGGGGCUAUUUCACUAGGAUAUCAUUGUUUGUUUGGUUUGGCAUGAAAAGAUUUUGUUUUGGCCAUAUAAUAUAUCCUCUACUGACCCGGAAGUUUGUUCGGUCAAGACGGCUGAGUAUUGGUUUCGUGUUUUCUCUUUAUGAUUUUGUCUUGGUCCAUAAAAAAAUCCAGACAUCUUGCCUUCACGCUUGGUCACUAUCGUAUAUGUCUUACACAAGUCUCCUUUCUUGUAGAGAGUUAAGGAAAGACGAGGACUAUUUCUAUGUGUCAGUUUUAGGAAGGUGUCCGUUACAGGGCGGACACUCAAACCGGCACACUUGAAAGAAGAUUGUUCAAUCACAACGCUUUUUUAUUGCAAACGGAAGAAUACAUUCGUUAAUCUGAGGGCUGUUUUCUGAUUGGACAAUCUUCUUCCAAGUGUCCCGGUUUGAGUGUUCGCACUGUGGAAGAGGGACUUGACUUUCAACUUGCGUUCUCCUUGUCGGUCUUUUCCCGCCCCACUUAACUUUGCGUUUUUAAGUUGUCCCCCUGUUACCGUUCUCGUUCGACCAGCUGAUGCGUUCUCCGCCAUGUCUUUUUCAGGGUGAAAGAGCUACGGGUUACGGUGUUGCGCUGCUUGUGACCUUAUUUGGGAAACUGUCUUCAUCAAAACUGCUCCAAACUAUUUCGCCCUGCCUGCCAGAAAAAAAAGCUGGAAGGACCGCUUAGAAUAAUUCACAUUUUUUUUUGGAACACGCUUGGCAUGAAGUGCGCAUGCACACUGAUUACAUGAACUUGAAAUAUCACUAUUGUAUAUUAAUUCUCG
Messenger RNA from Porites lobata, 11495 nucleotides. NCBI's taxonomy places the organism in Eukaryota, Metazoa, Cnidaria, Anthozoa, Scleractinia, Poritidae. The record is from the annotation of a GenBank genome assembly.